UCCUCCGAGCGCAGAGGGCUUGUGCCCGCUAAGCAACCUGUUUCCACGCCGCUCUCGCACCUACUGCUGCCCCGUGACAGGAGGCAGGGCCCUCCCUGGGCCGGGGAGGGAGGCGGCGGCCCCGCCAGGCGCAGCCGUCGCUUGCGCUCUGCAGGCCGUCCCGCGCCGGAGUUGCUCCGGCCUUGAAAGAGCCGGACGGGCCGCGAAGGAGCCAUUUUGUGAGGCGCCUUAGCGGCGGCGGCUCUCCCUUCCCUCACGCCGCAAAAGGGGGCGCCGCUUCUCUUCCCAGCCGGACGGGCUCUAUGGAGCUCCCGCCGCCGCCGGGCGGUCGCGGGGACGAGGAGAGGCGGCCGCGCUCUCCCAUCACGGCCCGCAGCCCCGCUUUCUGAGGGCGCCUCCUUCCUUCCAGCCCCAGGCGAACGCGUUGAGGGCGUGAGGGGGCAACUGCGGCCCGCUGCCCCGUUGGUUGGUCGAACAUGGACGGCGAGCCCCAGAGGAAGCAGCCCUUGUCGGCCCUGGUGGGGCACACCAACGGGCUCACCAAGCCCGCCUCCUUGGCAGCGGCCGCCGGAGUGCGAAGCAGGGCAGCCGGCGGCGUGGCUGGCGGAGGGGCCGCUUCCAAGAAACUAGUGAUCAAGAAUUUCCGAGAGAGACCACUUUUGCCUGAUAACUACACUCAAGACACUUGGAAGAAGCUUCAUGAAGCAGUCGUAGCGAUUCAGAGUAGCACAUCCAUUAAAUACAAUCUUGAAGAGCUCUAUCAAGCUGUAGAAAAUGUCUGUUCUUAUAAGGCAUCACCUACGCUAUACAAACAGUUGCGACAAGUCUGUGAAGAUCACGUGAAAGCACAAAUACUACAAUUUAGACAAGAUUCUCUUGACAGUCUCUUAUUUUUAAAGAAAAUAAACAAAUGCUGGCAAGAUCACUGCAGACAAAUGAUCAUGAUUAGAAGCAUUUUCUUGUUUUUGGAUCGUACUUACGUUCUCCAGAAUUCAAUGCUACCUUCUAUAUGGGAUAUGGGGCUAGAACUUUUUAGAAAUCACAUUAUUAGUGAUAAAUUCGUUCAAAGUAAAACUAUUGAUGGAAUCCUGCUGUUGAUUGGACAAGAACGGAAUGGUGAAACCGUGGAUAGAAGCUUGUUACGAAGUUUAUUAAGCAUGCUGUCUGAUCUGCAAGUUUACAAGGACUCAUUUGAACAGAGGUUUUUAGAAGAUACAAAUCGUUUAUAUACUGCAGAAGGACAAAGGUUAAUGCAGGAAAGAGAGGUCCCAGAAUAUCUUCACCAUGUUAACAAAUGUUUAGAAGAAGAAGCAGAUAGAGUAAUAACGUAUUUAGACCACAGCACACAGAAGCCACUCAUUGCUUGUGUGGAGAGGCAGUUGUUAGGAGAGCACUUAACAGCUAUUUUGCAAAAAGGACUUGAUAAUCUGCUUAAUGAAAAGAGAAUAGCAGAUCUCACCCAGCUGUACCAGCUUUUCAGCCGGGUGAAGAGUGGACAACAAAUGCUUCUGCAUAGCUGGAGUGAAUAUAUCAAGAACUUUGGAACAACAAUAGUGAUAAAUCCUGAAAAAGACAAGGAUAUGAUACAAGAGCUGCUAGAUUUUAAGGACAAAAUGGAUCAUAUCAUAGACAUGUGUUUUCAGAAAAAUGAAAAAUGCAUGAACUUGAUGAAGGAAUCAUUUGAAACAUUUAUCAACAAGAGACCAAAUAAACCGGCAGAACUAAUAGCAAAACAUGUAGAUUUAAAGCUAAGAGCUGGCAAUAAAGAAGCAACAGAUGAAGAACUGGAAAGAAUCCUGGACAAAAUUAUGAUAAUAUUCAGAUUUAUCCAUGGUAAAGAUGUUUUUGAAGCAUUUUAUAAAAAAGAUUUGGCCAAAAGACUUCUGGUUGGGAAAAGUGCAUCAGUAGAUGCUGAGAAAUCAAUGCUGUCUAAGCUUAAGCAUGAAUGUGGUGCUGCUUUCACCAGUAAAUUGGAAGGGAUGUUCAAGGAUAUGGAACUUUCAAAGGAUGUUAUGGUUCAGUUUAAACAGUACAUGCUGAAUCAAAGUAACUCAGGCAAUAUAGAUUUAACAGUAAAUAUACUUACUAUGGGCUAUUGGCCAACUUACACACCUAUGGAUGUGAUUUUACCUCCAGAGAUGGUUAAACUUCAAGAAGUAUUUAAGAUCUUUUAUCUUGGAAAGCACAGUGGUCGAAAACUUCAGUGGCAAACUAGUUUAGGACAUGCUGUCCUGAAAGCGGAGUUUAAAGAGGGGAAGAAGGAAUUCCAGGUAUCACUCUUCCAAACAUUAGUGCUUUUAAUGUUCAAUGAAGGAGAUGAAUUUGGUUUUGAAGAAGUUAAAAUGGUCACUGCUAUAGAGGACAGUGAACUAAGAAGAACCUUACAGUCUCUGGCUUGUGGUAAAGCAAGAGUACUGAAUAAAAGUCCAAGAGGCAAGGAAAUAGAAGAUGGAGACAAAUUUACCUUCAAUGGGGAUUUCAAGCACAAAUUGUUCAGAAUAAAAAUCAAUCAAAUCCAGAUGAAAGAAACCGUUGAGGAACAAGUCAGCACAACUGAAAGGGUAUUUCAAGACAGACAAUAUCAGAUUGAUGCUGCUAUAGUACGAAUAAUGAAGAUGAGGAAGACCCUUGGUCACAAUCUACUUGUUUCAGAGUUGUAUAAUCAGCUAAAAUUUCCAGUGAAGCCUGGAGACCUGAAAAAGCGGGUUGAGUCUCUCAUAGAGAGAGACUAUAUGGAAAGAGAUAAAGAGAAUCCUAAUCAGUACCACUAUGUUGCAUGAUGAAGAGAAACUGUUUUUUAAAAAACAAAAGAACACUAGUUUUCCAAUAAUGGAUCCCUGUGCUGUUGCUGGUCCUGGACUUUACUGUUAGCAGACUGAGAAAUUAUGAUUGUUUAGUCAAUCAGCUGCAUGAACGGCUGAUACUUGAAACCUGCUUGCCUAGAGUCCAUGGUAGUAUUCCGUUAUUUUUAGACCUGCCUCUUGAUUUUUUUUUGACAUGUCUGUUUAAUUUUGGGGGAGUGAAAUGUGUUGGAAUGAAUGUUUACAUUCUCUGUAUGGUAUAAUUCUUCAGCCCAUAUACAUUUGGGCAGCUUAUGUGUGUUAUUGAUUGACUGUUAUACUAUAUUGUUUAGUUUCAAGGAUUAUUUAAUUUCUGUUUAAUACUUCACUGAAGAAUGUUAAUUGUCUCAGAGUACAAUGAAUUUUUAUGUAUGCACAUAAAAUUCUAGUAUUUGUUUGACUUUUUAAAAAAUUUGCAUCUUUCUAAACUGUAUCCCAGUUUAGCUAAGUGCCAAGAAGAUGAAAGUUUUAAAAACAAAUAUAUUUGAUCUUUCUUUUUAGCUCAUUGAUAAAAUACUUUCCCGUCCUACUCCCGGGUCACAGAAUGAUUCUGAUAAGCACUUUUUAAACUUCAGAAUAAUUCAUGUCAUAAUAUGGGAUAACUUUGCUUUUAACAAUAGCACACACAGUAUUUACUGGUGAGUUCUUAGACACUGAAUAGCCUUGUUGUGAAAAUAUGGAGGAUAGUCCCUCUCCAGAAUGAUUCCUUCAUGUCUUCAGGGAAGUGCACGAGAGAAGAUUCCUGUAUAUCAGGCAUCGUCCUCCCACACACUCAGAAUUGUGCAGGUACAUUACUGUGUGCAGUGGAGGGAAUAGAUUGCUCCCACAGUUUUGUUUACCCAGACUUUAUAAUAGGGUGUUUCAUAUUGUAAAUAUGGAGUUCAGAGAAAGAGAGACGUAAAAUAUAAAAAUAUAACUGCUGGUUCUACAGGAUAUGCAUAGUGACAUGUUACAACAACCAAAGGGGGCUUUGACCUUUGUGUCAUGAAUGCCUUUAUGAACUUGCUUUGCAUAAAAAUAGCACUAUGAUUGAUUAUAUAAAUACAAUCCCAUAUACUUGAUUUUGCCAAGUUCUCCUUUUGUCAUCUAUAUUGUUGUUAACUGUGCUGCAUUAAUUCACUUUUCAUUCCCUUUAUCUAAAAUAAAAAUACAAAUGACAGCACAAUUUAAUGUAUAUUAAUAUUUUGGGGAUCUAAAUUUCAAUUUAAGGCAAAUUCACCUUUUAAUAUACAUUAAAUAUGAAUUUUUAGUGUCCGAUAGGUCACAAUCAAUUUUAUAUCUGCAGUGGAGUGCAAAAUGGCAUAUCAGACUAUUAAGUGUUUUGUCUUCUUAUCAAAUGUUAUAAAACUUGUCUAUAUUAACCUUUAUACACAUUUUAGAAAAGAAUUUUCAAGAGGUUUCUAGUGGGAAAUGGUUAACUGGUUUUUAAAGUAUGUCCUCGUUUUUCUGUUCUUUGCUACUGCUACAUUACCUACAACAAAAGUGGUUCUCCUUUGAUGUUUGCAAAGAAGAUUACUAACAUCCAAGACAAUAUUUGAGCUGAAAUGUAGUUUCAAAAUCAUUUUAACUGCGAAAACCAAUGUAACUAGUCACAAGAAAAUACAGCAGUAAUUAAAUGUAUUCUGACAAAUCA
This is a messenger RNA of Eublepharis macularius, 4473 nucleotides long. It is a transcript of the gene CUL4A, whose product is annotated as cullin 4A. The record is from RefSeq and is a predicted model, not a curated record. Gene Ontology annotation, cellular component: Cul4A-RING E3 ubiquitin ligase complex. The transcript has 20 exons. Gene Ontology annotation, biological process: ubiquitin-dependent protein catabolic process; DNA damage response; protein ubiquitination. The coding region runs from base 477 to 2780 and encodes 767 amino acids. Gene Ontology annotation, molecular function: ubiquitin protein ligase binding. NCBI's taxonomy places the organism in Eukaryota, Metazoa, Chordata, Lepidosauria, Squamata, Eublepharidae.